AUUUAACAAUAACACUGCCCCAGAAUGAACAAAACUAGACGAGUCUUCCUAUAUUUUUCAGUGUGGAUUUUCCUGGCAAUAGUUGUUGUUAUUUUAAACAUUAUGAACCUAGACUGGAGUAAAACAAACCUUAUUCAAGGUACUUUGGUAGUUGUUGUGGCGGGAAUUGUACAGGGCAGUGUUUUGGAGCUUCCCGUUAUGACAGGGGUAACUCUUAUUGUCGGCGGAGAUCAAAGACAAAGUAAGAAAGCGCGAUCUGAUCACCUGUCUUUAUGUUUGAACUAUAAUUUAUUGGCUCUAAGUGAAGACGACAUUGACGAAUGUUUACAGACAAUGUAUGAAGCUUUUAUUUAUAAUUUAUCAGCAAACACGUGCGCGGUGCUUGUUUCGGCAACGAAUGACGAAGAACUGAAGAAAUACGAGUUGCAAGCACGAGACAAUUACCGCGGAUUGAUUUACGAUCAGUUAUUUCGUGAAGGAUUAUCUUAUUCUAGUCGAGAUUUCAGUUCUGUGGAACCACUGAGACUAAAACAUGUUUGGGAGAAAUUCAAUGACGUGGAAUCAAGUAUUUUUGUGCGGGAAUAUCUAGAUACUAUUUGCGAUAAUUUCGCUAAAGAAUUUAUGGUGAUUCAUCGAACAAGUCGUGUCUUGAGAAAAUGCGGUCAGUAUCAAGAUUUAAUGCUUCUGUUUGACGGCGAUGAUGAAGCCUAUUCCUACUGCGAUCCGGAGUAUUACGGGAAAGCGGCUCGACCGUAUGGACAGCCUUUAUUCUACGACUCCGAAGAUGUCGAGAGAAUUUACGGACGACAUACUGACUAUACGUUGGUUCUGGACGGAGACACAGGCGUUCCGAAAGGCGGGACUUUUGACCUGAUGGAAAUAGCCGCAGCUCAUCCGGAUCGUGGCAUCAUUCAACCGGCUAUAAAGCUCCAUUGCACCAGCAGCGACACCAUGUUUAUGCAUCUUGAAUCGUUGAGACAAUCUCUGUUUGAGCCCCUGACCAACGCCACAAUGGCAUAUUUUUCACAAAGUUCUUUCUUCGGCAAAGGUCUUAUUAAGAAUCGUGUAUAUAUUGACAAUGUUAUCGGAUACAGAGGAAAUUUAAUCGAACGCGUACCGAUAGAUGUUUUGAGUCACGAUACGUUUGAAGCGUCUUUACUGAAACCCCUAUAUGCUGGCAGUGUGUAUCUUCUGGAGGCGCCAUCUUAUAAUUAUGUGACGUGGAACAUUCGCGAGCGCAGGUGGAACCGAGGAGAAGUUCUCUUAGCUUUCUAUUUCUGGGAAAACGCUGUUGGUGUUCCAAUGCGAUGGCUACAAAGCAAACUUCAGGGAGAAAAAUUCGUAGCAACAAAAUUGCGGACUAAGUCGAAAAUGGAUUUUGUGACCUCAUAUGUUGCUCAUUCAGCAUUAAGACAAAUGUUUAUGAAGCCUAUUUUGUUGUUAUAUAUUCUGUUACAUUAUCAAGCUAAUCUAUACUAUAGACACGCCUCUAUAAUUAUUGUUAUGUUCCUUGUGCUUAUAUUCCCGAAGUUCCCAACAACAACGCGCAAAAACUUUAAAUUUGUCAUAAUAGAGGCAGUGGCUUCCAUUUUACAGUUUACACCAGAAGCGUUUGUUGGUUGUGUCCGAAUAAUUCGCGCCAUUCAGGCCAAUGUCGGUGCCGCGGUGAAAUGGGUUCCACAGAGAGCUGUUGAAGAAGACUUUAAGGCAUCAAAUCCAUUCGUGUCAAGUUUUAAGCAUUUGUGGGGCUACGCCAUUUUGGCCUUAAUCGCUGCUGUACUAAUUAUUAUUUUCACUCCCAGUUCGGACCUUAUUUUAGUCAUGUUAGGAACCUCCAUUUUACUGCCUGUUUACACGGGUUUUACCUCGCUUACUUUAGACUUUAGAAGUUCCAGAAGUUUAGAAAAUAGUAGGAAUAAUCUACUGACCUGCGUAUCGACAAUUGCUUAA
Molecule: messenger RNA, 1950 nt
Organism: Patella vulgata (common limpet)
Lineage: Eukaryota; Metazoa; Mollusca; Gastropoda; Patellidae
Product: glucans biosynthesis glucosyltransferase H-like
Exons: 1
Coding region: 25-1950 (641 amino acids)
Source: RefSeq, a predicted model, not a curated record